Symbiodinium sp. CCMP2592 is the source of this 2454-nucleotide messenger RNA. The record is from the annotation of a GenBank genome assembly. NCBI's taxonomy places the organism in Eukaryota, Dinophyceae, Suessiales, Symbiodiniaceae.
AUGGCCUCCGGAUCCCGUGCUUCCAGCUGGGAGCGUGUGUUGGUGAGCGAUGGCGCUCCCGCUUCUUCCGGAUACUACCCCGAGCUCAUCGCCUUCUCCGAGACGGACAAGAAGCAAUGCGUCGACCUCCUCACCAAGGCAAUGUUGCUUGGCGAAGGAGAUGAUGUGUGGACCGAGGCCGUGGCAACCUUCAAGGACCGCCGCGCCAAGUACAUCAACGAGGACUUGUGGGACACAGUGUGUGCCCAGUUCCAGGCACGUCGUGCAAAGAAGGCUGGUGGCACUAUGGCCGAUUCUUCGAAGCGGCAGCGUUCUACGGGACCCUCGGCGGCUCCUCCAGGAACUCCUCCCGCUAUGCUUCGUGAUCCUCCCUCGUGGUCUGAAGCCUCCGUGACCGCAGCCAGCCCAGAUCGUCCUCGUGGCCCACCUCCACCUCGUCCGGUGAAUGAGCCACGACCUUCUGCUGCUCCUCGUGCUGAUGUCGACCGCAAUGUUCUUCCCCGCGAUGUGCACUCCCUCGACCAAUGGGGCCGCACCAAGAUCGCCUUCGGCAAGUACGCGAGCAAGAACUUGAGCUACAAGGGCCUCGUGGAGCUACGCGACCGCGAAUCUACCUCCUACAUCAAGUGGUGCAUUCCCCGCGCCAAGACCGGCGGUGAAGCUCUGGCUGAUUUAGCCAAGUACUUGAGCGUGCUGAAGGACAAGAACAUGCUGCCCAGUCCGCCUUUGAGCCCGGAAGAAGGUGUCUUACUUGCCGAGGAACGUGGACGUGGUCAUCACACCCUCGUUCGUCUUCACGAGGAGGAAGAAGGAGCUGAGGAAGAAUUUGGUCGACAACUUCUUGGAGCAAGUCUUGAACAUGACAUAGACGUCUUGAAGAGGGCGGACUUGUUGGUGGUUGACAGGACGACCUUCUUGAACGAGAACCACGCGAACUCCAUCUUGAGGAGAGGAUUCAGCGAGAAGAAUUUGAUCAGAGUCACGUCCAAGUCCUUCGUAAAGAAGAAGCUGGACUUCAAGGACUACUUGAAGCUCAAAUCCAAAGUCCUGGGGACAUUCACUGUGGCGAAGAAGAAGAUCUUGGACUACUUACCGAGCUUCUUGGAGGUCAAGAAGAUGAAGAAGAACAACAUGACCUUCAGGUUCAGGAAGGAGGUCUUCCCCUUUGUCCAUUCCUCCAAGAUGAAGUCUAGCGACACGAUGAUCUUCAUGUCGAGGCUCCGGACCGUGAGGAAGGUCAUCUACAACUCCUUGUUCAAGAAGUUCGAGACCAACUCGACGCUGGGGAUCUCGGCUGACGACCUUGGCAAAUUGGAGGAGACGAUCAGGGCCGUCAAGGAAUCGCCGGAGAAGUGGAUCUACACCAGGCACGCAGCCCUCUGCAGGCUCAUCUCGGAUCACUUCAAGUUGGACUUUACCAAAUCCGACAUCCCUAUCAAGCAGAUGUUCAGGGUCAACACCCUCCGCACGCCAGACCUUUUGAUCAGCGCUGACUCCAACCACCUCAAGCUCAUGGAGAAAACCGUUACCGAGAAGCCAGCCAGCGCGAGGCUUUCCGAGAAGAUAAGGUUUUACAACCCGAUGGUCGCCAAGUUGGAGAAGAAAGGGUUCCAGGUCACGAUGGGAGUGGUCGUGUUGAGUAUCAGCGACAAGAAGAUCUUGAUGACCAACAACGUGGAGGACAUGUUGGACGAUCAUGUUCUCCUCGAGAAGAUCAUGGAAUUCGCCAGGGGGGUGAAGAAAAUCGAAGACAACCUGAAGGACCAGGGCAACAAGCUCAACAAGUUGUCGGACUCCUUGAGGUUGAGCAGGAUGGACCAAGAUCUGCAUCGAGUUCUUGUGCUCGCCCAUCAAGCACCUGGAGUCCUUCGACAUGUUCUGCAACAAAUGAAGAGCUUCUGGAACAGCAUGGACAUCGACCACGAGAUGAAAUUAAAGGUGGCAACUGAGAUGAUGAUGGAGAAGAAGGAGACCACCAGGCUCUACAAGGAGUCCACGAUGAACUUGGACGAGAUCUUGAAGGCGCUGGAGACGCACAAGAGCUCUGUCUUCAGUAUCGGGGCGAUGGAGCAGGUGAAACCCAAGAUCAAGAUCCCCUUUUACACCGCCGACAAGAGCCUCUCUCAGCUGAAGUCCGUGACUCUGAGGAGACUCGGUUACUCCAAGCUCAAGAGCAACUACGUCACCUUCAUCAGGGACAUGACGAACGACGACUUCUUUACAAAAACCAAAGAGUCCAAGGAGCUCAAGACCAAGGGGGUGGGGUUAAAGAACGAUCACGUGAACUACAUGGAGAAGGCCGUCAAAUUCCUCUCGAAAGACACCAAGAAGUCGUUCUCCGUCCACAAGAGGGACAAGUUCAAGACCGAAGAGAUGAAGUUCUCGUACAGCAAGAUGUACAUGGGGGAGGGUGUCAAGUUGAAGAGUUUUCGUGUGGCUUUGGAUGCUGUGUGA